GCCCAACGUUCUCCCGUUGAGCGCGAUCCUCCCUUCUUCUACCAGCCUAUACAGAACUCGUCGUCACCCAAGUCCUUCUCCUCCUCAACGUCAACGACGUCGAGUACAAUGUCCUUCGUCAAACUCAGCAUAUUCGGAACAUCCUUCGAGGUUACAACUCGAUAUGUUGACCUCCAGCCAGUGGGAAUGGGCGCUUUCGGUCUCGUCUGCUCAGCGAAAGAUCAACUAACAGGAGCAUCUGUCGCUAUCAAGAAGAUCAUGAAACCUUUCAGCACACCGGUCCUCGCCAAGCGAACGUACCGCGAACUCAAGCUCUUGAAGCACAUCCAACACGAAAACAUUAUCAGCCUCAGCGACGUCUUCAUCUCCCCACUGGAGGAUCUGUACUUUGUCACAGAGCUCCUCGGAACUGACCUUCACCGCCUGUUAACGUCGAGACCACUCGAAAAGCAGUUCAUUCAAUACUUCUUGUACCAAAUCUUGCGUGGCCUAAAAUACGUUCAUUCAGCGGGUGUCGUCCAUCGUGACCUCAAACCGAGCAAUAUCCUCGUGAACGAAAACUGUGAUCUGAAGAUUUGCGAUUUCGGAUUGGCUCGUAUCCAGGAUCCGCAAAUGACUGGCUACGUCUCGACACGAUACUACCGGGCGCCAGAGAUCAUGCUAACAUGGCAGAAGUAUGACGUUGCCGUCGACAUCUGGAGUACUGGGUGCAUAUUUGCAGAGAUGCUUGAGGGCAAACCGCUCUUCCCAGGGAAAGAUCACGUUAACCAAUUCUCGAUCAUCACGGAAUUAUUGGGCACACCUCCUGAUGAUGUCAUUGAAACCAUCUGCAGCGAAAACACCCUGCGCUUUGUCCAAAGCUUGCCUAAGCGGCAACGUGUUCCUUUCAGCCAGAAACUGCGGACGACAGACCCAGAUGCACUUGAUCUCCUUGAGCGGAUGCUCGUGUUCGACCCGCGCAAGCGGAUAAACGCGUCUGAGUCACUUGCUCAUGCCUACGUCGCACCUUAUCAUGAUCCUACCGACGAGCCGGAAGCGGAAGAGAAAUUUGAUUGGAGCUUCAAUGACGCCGAUCUUCCUAUCGAUACCUGGAAAGUCAUGAUGUACAGUGAAAUCCUCGACUUCCAUCAGGUCGAUCAAGGGCAGGGGCUGGGCAUCCCAGAAGGAGCGCUGGCUGGUCCAGAGGAUGGGGGCUACUCGAAUGGCCAUGCUUGA
Coprinopsis cinerea okayama7#130 is the source of this 1215-nucleotide messenger RNA. Its product is annotated as CMGC/MAPK protein kinase. Bases 109 to 1215 code for a protein of 368 amino acids. Gene Ontology annotation, biological process: cellular response to oxidative stress; protein phosphorylation; osmosensory signaling pathway. The record is from RefSeq and is a predicted model, not a curated record. Gene Ontology annotation, molecular function: MAP kinase activity; ATP binding. NCBI's taxonomy places the organism in Eukaryota, Fungi, Basidiomycota, Agaricomycetes, Agaricales, Psathyrellaceae. The transcript has 13 exons. Gene Ontology annotation, cellular component: nucleus; cytoplasm.